GCGAGCGCGAGCGCGACAGAUAAAGCGGGCGGGCGAGCGCGCAUCAGAUGCGAGAGAUCGGAUCGGGAGCGCGCUCAACAGUUGAUAAAGGCCAGCCGUGGGCCGAGGAGCAGCGUCGCAGGCUCGCAGCGGCCCCAGUGCAUCGCAAUCGAGAGUCGUCGCAGUGGUGCUCGGUCGCGCGCUCGCAGUCGGCUCGGCGCCGGGAAGAUGCGCGGCAGGACCGCGCGGCCCCAGGCAGCGCGCGUCGCCGGCCGCGGCAGCGGCGCAGCAUGAGCGGCGCCAAGAGCCAGAGCCAGGCCCGCGGCCGCGAGCAGGCCGCGGGCCGGGCCGCGCGGCUGCAGUACGGCGCGCUGGGCCUGCUGGACGCGGCCUUCUCCGCCGCCGUGGUCGGGCCCGCCGUGGUGGGCUACUGGCGCGGCACCUGGGCCCUCAGCGGCCUCUACAUCCAGCCGGCGCAGGACCCGCGGCUGGGCUGCCUGGCCGCCGUGCUGCUGGGCUUCUGCGGCCUGCUGGGCUUCAGCCUGGGCCAGCGCCGGCUGGCGCGCCUGCUGCGCCCGGGGCCCGGGCCCGCGCGGCGCGCGCUCGCGCUCGGCGGCUCGCGCGCCUACACCUACGUGUUCGGCUUCUGCUGCGUGAACGCCUGGCGCGGCGCCUGGCAGGCGCUCGACCUCUACACCGAGCACAGCCUGCUGCCCGUGGCCGGCACCACGGGCCUCAGCCUGCUGGCGCUGGGCCUGAUGCGCACGCUGCGCAACAUCUCGGCGCCGCCGUUCGCCAUCAGCCUCGACGGCUUCGCCAACUACUUCGAGGUGCCCACGCUGUUCCGGGUGGACGCCUCGCGGGACUGGGCUCUCUACGCACUGGACUGCGCCUUCAGCGUGGGCGUGGUAGGCACGCUGGUGGUGUUCGUGUGGCGCGGCGCCUGGGCACUGCUGGACCUCUACCUGUUCCCCGAGAGCCGCGAGCACUCGGCCGUGGGCUCGCUGGUGGUCGGCUACGCGCUGGUGGGCCUGGCGUUCUCAGCGCAGCCGCUGGCGCGGCGCGGCUGCGCGCGGCUGCAGGGCCUGCGCCGGCUGUUGCUGGCCGACCUCUUCCUGCUGCUGAGCUUCCUGGGCACGGUGAACGUGUGGCGCGGCAUCUGGAACGCGCUGGACCUGUACCUGCUGCCCGGCCGGCCGCAGGCCUCCUGCUGGCUCAGCCACGUCGGCUGCUUCCUGCUGCUGGUGCUGCUCAACUGCAGCAACUCGGUGCUGGUGCGCGGCGUCUACAUCGACGGCGAGGAGCAGGGCGGCCGCUGCGUCGCCUUCCCUUGCCACUACCUGCGCCUGCUGCUCCAGGAGGAGCGCCGCGGCAGGGAGGCCGCCGCGGAGCCGGGCGCCAAGCAGCCCGAGGGCGACGCGCUGCUGGCGGAGGCGGCCGCGGCCGCGGUCGCGCCCGCCGCCCCCGAGGCGGCCGUCUGAAGCCGCCGCCGCCGCCGCCCAGGACUGUAAUACUUAACUCGCUGCCCUCGGCGCCCCUGGCUCUGCUCGAAUUUACUAGCCCCUAAGAGUGCACUCGCGUCCAUCUGUGCCGGCGGUCCGCUGCGCUCUCGCGCGCGCGCUGCCGUGCGAUGCUCGGGACGGAGGCGAGCGCCUGCAGGUAUAUGUAUUCGCAUAUUCGCAUAUGUACGUGUAGCCUAUGUGUAAUUGAAGCAAUGUCAAUAAAUACAUGUGUUGUUGCUGUUCAAUAAAAACGCAAAU
Phymastichus coffea is the source of this 1739-nucleotide messenger RNA. RefSeq lists its product as uncharacterized. Gene Ontology annotation, biological process: neuron-neuron synaptic transmission; clustering of voltage-gated calcium channels; neuromuscular synaptic transmission. Lineage: Eukaryota; Metazoa; Arthropoda; Insecta; Hymenoptera; Eulophidae. The record is from RefSeq and is a predicted model, not a curated record. Bases 48 to 1460 code for a protein of 470 amino acids. Gene Ontology annotation, cellular component: presynaptic membrane. The transcript is spliced from 4 exons.